GGACCAGGCUGGUUGCGCGCGCAGAAAGCUCGUGUAACGGGGGCAGUUCAAGAUGGUAGCCGCCAUGUUUCGUGCUGUGCUGCGGGGCUGGAGAACUGGUGUCCCGCCGGGCUGCGGGCUACGGCGACUGAGCCAGACCCAGGGGUCUCCUGAUUACCCCAGCUUCAUGGAGUCUGUGGAUGAAUACCGUUUUGUGGAGCGCCUGUUUCCCCCCAUCAGCAUCCCAAAGCCCCCAAAGCAUGAACAUUAUCCCACUCCUAGUGGCUGGCAACCCCCCAGAGACCCCCCACCCAACCUGCCCUAUUUUGUGCGGCGCUCUCGGAUGCACAACAUCCCGGUCUACAAGGAUAUCACACAUGGAAACCGGCAGAUGACUGUGAUCCGGAAGGUGGAGGGGGACAUUUGGGCCCUGCAGAAGGAUGUGGAAGAUUUUCUGAGCCCGCUGCUGGGGAAGACACCUAUCACCCAGGUCAAUGAGGUGACAGGUACUCUUCGGGUCAAGGGCUACUUUGACCAGCAGCUCAAAGCCUGGCUCCUGGAGAAGGGCUUCUGAAGCCCAGCUGAGCAGCCUGCAUGACAGCAUCCCUUCAGACUGGAGUCCCAGGGAUCUCAGGAGGAGGGAGGUGGCUGUUGGAGCAACUAGGAUAAGGGGGUACAGAGACCAGGGCUGAGGGCUUUGGAGCAGGCCUUGCUUGCAUAAAGUAGGAAAUGGGAUUCUGUAUAGGUGCCAGCACUGGGGGAGGGCUAUCUAACAUUGGAGACCCACCAGGAACAGCCAAGCGCGGGCGGCAGAGGGGAUUAAUUGCACUGCCCCACCUGUGGCAUGUUCCUGCUUUCCCUUCAUUGGAGCUCUCUGGACUCAGCUAUUCAAGCUUUAGAAGUUGUUGACUGCCCCUCUGUUGGACGCACUAGCCCAGCCCAGUUUACAGGGCAGACCCAUUGGGCACAUUCCUUCCUUGGCCCACAGACCCUCGCUGCUGCAAAAAAUCCCUGAGCCCUUGCUCUAGGUCAGACCUGGCUUGGUAGAGGCUACAGAGGAUACAAGAUGACUCAGACAUGAGUCCCGGGGGUCUUCAGUUGCAAGUGCAAUGCAGGUCAGCCCCUGGGCUCAUUCCUUUUACCCAUGGAGAGGUAAAAAGGGUAUGUCCCCUCUGUCCUAUUCCAUGUUGCAGUUGGGCCUGACUGAGUUUCCAGCUCCAGGACGCUAAGUGAUAAGCUAGCUGGCCUGCCCACAAGGGGCUCCUUGAGAGCUCCUAGCAGCCCAACACAGGGCCAUCCUUCCCAGGUUGCUGACCUAGUAUCAAGGCUGGACAGGGGGUUUGCAGGCAGGAAGAUGCUGACCUUUUGUCCCUACCAUCCCAUCCCACCCAAGCAAAAGAACCUUCACACUUGCCCCAUCCUUAGGAGUCACAAGGGUCAAAGGCUUGAGUUCCUGCCCCACCUCAGCAUCAAGCUGGCUAAGACAGGGUUCAGAGUCAGGCUCCCCUACUUACUCUGACUUAAGGCAGGGUACUUAACCUCUCUGGGGUUCACUUUCUUCAUAUGUAAAAUGGGUAUGUCUUUCUAACACCCUAAUCAGCAUUGUGCCCAAGGACAGUGCUGGCUUGUAUAAAUAAACCCCUCCUGGCGAUUCCAGGCCUCUCUCAAGUCUACAGCCUGAGUUAAGAAAAAGGAGCGUGGCACAUUGAUCCUAUCACACCAGUUCCACCAGUCAUUAAUGCAAGUUUUUAUUUGGCUGUAUAUACAAUUUAAGCUAUUAAAAUUUGUACAAUAUUUACAAAUUAAAUAAUCAUCCAAA
This is a messenger RNA of Hippopotamus amphibius kiboko, 1798 nucleotides long. RefSeq names its product mitochondrial ribosomal protein L49 (gene MRPL49). Gene Ontology annotation, cellular component: ribosome; mitochondrial large ribosomal subunit. Gene Ontology annotation, molecular function: structural constituent of ribosome. The coding region runs from base 53 to 553 and encodes 166 amino acids. NCBI's taxonomy places the organism in Eukaryota, Metazoa, Chordata, Mammalia, Artiodactyla, Hippopotamidae. Gene Ontology annotation, biological process: translation. The transcript has 4 exons. The record is from RefSeq and is a predicted model, not a curated record.